Molecule: messenger RNA, 2454 nt
Organism: Porites evermanni
Lineage: Eukaryota; Metazoa; Cnidaria; Anthozoa; Scleractinia; Poritidae
Source: the annotation of a GenBank genome assembly
AUGUUGGUGACUCGUUGGUUUGUCAUCAUUCUUUUUAUUCUGUGCGUUGCUCUGUUACUAGAUUUCUGCAGUUGUGCUACAGUAACUAAAGAAACGGCAUUGAAUAUGAAGAAUGUUUUCGUCGAAGAUUUUGAUAAUGAUUUCGAAAAAGGCGCAUCGACUGAAGCCACGCAAAAUUUGGCCGAGGUCGAUAAUGAUUAUGAGGAGGACGACGAACAUUUAUCGGAGGACGAACAAGGCGAAGAUAGGAGAGACAAUGAAAUUCAAGACACAGUCGACAUAGACGACGUAUAUAAAGAGGAAAAGAGUGGACCCAAGAGUGAAAACAAAGAUGAAAGUAUUUAUGAUGAUGACGACGAUCUAGACGAAGAAGAUGACUUUGGCGAAGGGGAUGAAAUUAUAUAUAUAGAUCAGGAGGCGGAUGAAGACGCCGAAGAAGAAGGAGACGAUUUUUCUGAUGAAACAACCAUGGAGCAAGCAGAUGAGUUAGAAAUCCUUCCGAGAGAUGAAAAAAAAGAGAGUGAUGGUAAGUUCUUCAUGAGCAAAAUUUAAAAAAUCAAAGAUUAGGAAAAUAACAAACUAUUUAGCGACAUUUGUCAAAUUUCAAAUGUAGAAACUUUAAGAGGAAGGUGCUUUACUCCUUAAAGUGCCCAUCACCUAAAAUUUUAUAUUUUUUCAUCUGAAAGUAUACCUUAUUAAAAUAACUUCUGCGAAAAAAUUUUGCCAUUUCAACAAAACGCGAUUUUUUAACCAAUUUUUGAAGUCCACAUUUUUGCGUUACACCCGCGCCGCUGAUCACGCAAACUAGCAGACUCGUAUAUGACGUCAUGUGAUGUAAAUUAAGGAACUCGCAUUACCUUUCCUUCACCAGCUGUACACAAAAAAAAAAUCAAUUACAAGUAAGGAUUGAAUCACAAUGUCUUCGCAAGAAGAAAAUUUUACUGAAACAGAAAAACCUACCAGAACUUGUAAUGUUUUCCUGUCGAUUAAGUCACGUGUCACUUAAAGUACUUCAUACCCCGAAAGAAGACUAAGACGAAUGGUGUGCCUAAAUGGAGGCAAAUUUGAACGUUUUUAAAAAAUUCUAAAAAAUCGUCUUUGGUUCAAAUCGCAAAAUUUUUUCGCAGAAGUUAUUUUGAUAAGGUGUAGUUUUAGAUAAUAAAAUAAAAAAUUUUAGGUGAUAGUCACUUUCAUGAACAAAAUCAUUGUCUGCAAGUAGAAGUGAAUAGAAAAAAGAUAAAAUAAAGUUGAUAGUUUUUUUUCCUCACUCAGUUUUUCAGCGCAUAGAAUAACGAUUCAUUGCUCUAAUUACAAGAAAUCAAUAAAUGUACUAGACUUUCUCAAAGCCCGUUUAAGGUUUAUGCUGGUUAGUCCCUCUCGCCUUCGGUGCUCGCGCAGUCGACUUGUGGCAAGUCUAUGGCAAAUAUAUUUACAAUCUGCUACAAAUUUUGAUGUAAAAGAUAACCUGUUGUAAAUCGAACAAACGUGUAUAUUGUGCCUAUAGAGUCAGUUCUGUGUUUUCUUGAAUCAGUAUGAAGUUGGACUGGCGUUUUUCAAAGGAUCUUUUCAGCCCACUAAUACCGUUGGGAAAGGAAUUUAUAUUCUAAUUCGCUACCCCGCUCAAACGAAUAUAAAACAUUUAUCAUGUAACAAGCAACCUCAAUUGGGGUGUGUCAACACGAGCCGUGUGCGACCCUCUUUAUUAUGCCUUCAUCAACAGAAUGGAUGGAAAUAAUACAACAAACAGAAUGAUAACUCGGAAAUGUAAAAAAUUACAGCAAGAAAAACAACCCUACAAAAUGAUCUAAACUAUGCUCGUAUAACAAUGAUUCAGUAAACAUACAAAACGUGCUAAACCUUUCAUAUAGCAGCAUGCAAAAAACUACGUCUGAGAGAAACCCCUGGUCACUGGGUAUUUAAUUUUGAGGGCGUAGGGACGGUCGUAAGACGCGAAUGAAUAUAAAUGAGAACAACUCGAAUAUAUAGCCUACCGCUAAUGAAGCAAUAGUAACAGCAUACCAUGUAACACCACAAAGAAAAGGUUACAUAACCCAUGAUAAAUACAUUGCCAAAUACGGAUGACUUUGAAUGCAUUCACGGACAUUUCAUCUUAAAAGUUUAACUUUUACCAGCACCAGACACACCAGAUUUUGUUUUCCAAGGUACGUUUGGCAACAUUUUAGAGCUAUGUACACUUAAACACAAAAUUUCGUUGGCCAUUAAAAAUUCAGCUGGUCACCAAACCAACAAAUUAAGCACGCUCAUUUUUAUAUUGCAUUUUAGCUUGUUAAAUUCUAACUUGUUCUACUACUAGCACUAUAUCAGCAUGAAAUCGAGGAACAUCAGCGUAAGCGAAGAAGACGAGGCCAAAGACUCCGGGUGCUCAUAGACACGAUCAAUGUCAGGAGAAGUGGGCGAGGAAGACGAGAACGGCGCACCAGGAAACGCUUACCU